Messenger RNA from Vespula pensylvanica (western yellowjacket), 2029 nucleotides. RefSeq names its product ubiquitin-conjugating enzyme E2 variant 2 (gene Uev1A). Lineage: Eukaryota; Metazoa; Arthropoda; Insecta; Hymenoptera; Vespidae. The coding region runs from base 238 to 672 and encodes 144 amino acids. The record is from RefSeq and is a predicted model, not a curated record. Gene Ontology annotation, biological process: DNA damage tolerance; protein K63-linked ubiquitination. The transcript is spliced from 4 exons. Gene Ontology annotation, cellular component: nucleus.
GAGCCUGAAAAGUUCGUGGAAAUAGACAACCUCGCGGAGGUUGGCUGAAUGUUCGCAAAGUGAAUUGCACUUGAAACUUAAGAUUUUAUUUUAUUCGCAUCCAGUUGGGUAAUGAAAAGUCCGCUAAUACUCGAGUUGAUACGCGUACGUUGAAAGGGGAUUGACUCGCGGCAUUGGCCGGCGUUAAACUUGUUGUUCCUUUAAGAAAAAAUACAGUGCUUCGCAGAAAUAAGAAAUAUGGCGGUACCCACUACCGGUGUAGUUGUUCCACGAAACUUUCGCUUGCUGGAGGAAUUAGAACAGGGUCAGAAAGGUGUAGGGGACGGUACAAUUAGUUGGGGAUUAGAAAAUGACGACGACAUGACUCUUACACAUUGGACCGGGAUGAUAAUCGGACCACCCAGAACGCCGUACGAAAAUAGAAUGUAUAGUUUGAAAAUUGAUUGCGGUCAGAGAUAUCCAGACGAUGCGCCCAAUGUAAGAUUUUUAAGCAGAAUCAAUAUGAAUUGUAUCAAUAGCACUACCGGAGCUGUCGAUAAUCGCAGUGUACCGGUACUUGCAAAAUGGCAAAGGGAAUACACAAUCAAGACAGUUCUACAAGAGCUUCGUCGUUUGAUGACGCUCAAAGAAAAUAUGAAACUUUCUCAGCCACCAGAGGGCAGUACUUUUUAGCCUAACCACACAUAAAUUUAUCAUUUCUUCCUUUUUAUGGUAGCACGAGGCGAGAUAUGAUAAUAAAGGUACCGAAUAAUACUAAAAUGGUGCCCGAUGGAAAUUUAUGCUAAGAUGUAACGCCUUUACGAAAGAAAGGUGAUAAUAGCUUGAAAAGUUGGAUAUGAAUUUUGUGUUUAGGUAAGCCGAGAGCUGUUUGUCCUUUAAAUUUUAGGUCGUGUUUAACCAUUCGCAUGUUUCUAAUGUAAAAAGUUAUUUGUAAUUUUAGGUAAUAAAACUGUUGCGCGAUAGCCGUAAUGUUUCUCGUCUUAAGAGAUUAUUACCGCUUACUGUUUCUGAGAUGCUUAUGAGGUAUGUGCUUGCAAGACGUAUUAUUCCAACUUUUCAAGCUAUUAUGAUAUAAAAAAGUAAAAGUCACACAACAAAUAUUUUGAACCUUAAACUGGAUACACCGAUUGUCUAAUAAAAAUAAUAAUCAGUAAGAACAAUUUAUGCCUUUGAAGUUUUUUAAAUGAAAAAGAAAAAGAAUAAAAGAAAAAAAAAAAGAAAAAAAAAAGAAAAAAGAAAAAGAGAAUAAGGAAAGAAAGGAAAAGAAACAAAAAGUAGCCUCUAAUACAAGCCAACUAAUAUUUCUGUUUAUAGAUAAGUGCCAUCUUUUAUGAUUUUAAAAUUAUGAUUUCAUGGAGUUGUCUCAAUUAUUAUAGAGGCGAAUCGCCACGAAAAUUUCUAAACCCAUGUAAAUUUUGAUAAACUGAUUAAAAAAUUGGUAACGCGUAGGUAGCUCGAAUUUGUAAUUCGGAUACGUUGAAGCGGUUCAUGGAACGAAAUCGUCAUCGGAGUAUAAUCGCUUUGAUAUGACUAAACGGCAAGAAGUUGAAUCGAGUUUUCUCUAAACGUAGAUAAAUUCUAUCUAAUUUAAGAAAAAUCUAACAAAAGUUAGAUUAUUGAAAUUAAUUUGUCAAGAAUCUUGUAUAAACAGAAUAAAAUUGGACAUUUGACGUCCGUUUAUUGAGACAUCGUCCAAAUACGGCCUCUUACUUUAUACAAAAGGAUAUGUCAUACUAUUUGGAUCACACGUCGUCUAAUAAAUAAACAACGUAAGGUGAUCAUAACAGAAAUAUAAAAGGUCGUAAUUUGAUUCAAAGUAGAGGGUAGGGUAACAUAUAAGGUAUAUGCGUUGCACCCGGCAGGAGUACAUUGAUCUAUGAAGCAUUGCAACUUACAUUUUCAUUUACCUUUUCAUUCCAGUAUAAAUGCGACACGACUAUGUAUAUUCCGAUUAUAUUUAAAUUUGGUAAUCCAUUUAGAAAAUGUGUACAUGCUUAAUAAAUACAUAUUUAUGUUAUAAGCUUCAUAA